Molecule: messenger RNA, 1529 nt
Organism: Boleophthalmus pectinirostris (great blue-spotted mudskipper)
Lineage: Eukaryota; Metazoa; Chordata; Actinopteri; Gobiiformes; Gobiidae
Gene: mixl1
Product: Mix paired-like homeobox
Exons: 5
Coding region: 384-1364 (326 amino acids)
Biological process (GO): endoderm formation; regulation of transcription by RNA polymerase II; endoderm development
Molecular function (GO): DNA-binding transcription activator activity, RNA polymerase II-specific; RNA polymerase II cis-regulatory region sequence-specific DNA binding
Source: RefSeq, a predicted model, not a curated record
AAAUGCAGUGAGUUGCAGCUAUUUUACUUGAUUUGUCUAUUUCAAAUUGAAUAUGGUGAGAUUGCUUCAAGCAUUCCAAAUGACUAAUAUAGACUUUCAGAAGCUCCUGUAAAACAUUUUGAGCUGAAUAAUUGCCUACUAUUGAAAAAUAUUCCAUUAAAACCUUUAAGAGGGUCGUGCAGCCCCUACACCGUCCAGGUGUAAUCGCUUCACACCUUGCGGCCUGCAGACGUCUGAAGUUGUGGGCCGAUGCAGUGCCAGUCGAGGCUGAUGGCUCAACCAUUCACACAUCCCCGGCCCCAUCAUCUUUGAUCUCCGGGUAUAAAAGUAGCACCAGUUCUCAUGCUCUUUAUUCAGUCACUGGGAAUUAGAGCAACGGCAUCAUGUCUGCAGUCCACGGUAAUCUACGAGUUGGAGAUCUGAACACCUUUCAGAUGUAUCACGAAGGGCCACUGACGUUGAACGCUUUGGUAACCUCAGAUUAUGGAGCACCUGAUGCUGCAAACUUUUUCAACAAUACAGAAUCGGUACCAAGGACAGAUAAGUGCGUGGCAAUCCUGACGCAUAGGAGGAAAAGAACAAACUUUACACCGCAACAAAUUGAAGUGUUGGAGAAAGUGUACUCGGACACCAAAUAUCCUGACAUCUACCUCCGAGAGCGACUUGAGGCUUUGACGGGCCUGCCAGAGUCCAGAAUCCAGGUUUGGUUCCAAAACAGAAGAGCAAAGUCUCGUCGUCAAGUUGGAUCUUCGGUGUCCACUAACAAAGCCACUCCCACAGCAAGCCAUUUCAGCCAAAUUCCUGAAGUUAGUAGUCACAAUGCUGAGCAACACAGGACAGGCUUUGGCCUUGAUGAAAAUUUCAGACCUAAAAUGUUCCAGAAGUCAGAGGACACCCACAUGGCAACUCUACCCACCAAAACUAACACCUAUGAGAACCCACCCACAUCUUGUCUAUAUGACAAAGAUGCCAACAGGCUGAAGCAAGAGCAGAUGCCAAGACCUGAGCUCAGUGUCAAUGUGCCAUGUUACAGCGUCCACCUUUACCUCAAAGGAAACCAGACUCCACCUAAAACCAGCAUGACAAACACCACCCAGGCCAGGCAACUAGUGGACUAUGACAACUUUCCACCGAAUAAGACCAUUGGGCCAGAGAUGAAGGUUGUAAUCCCAUCCAUUCCAAUGCAGAACAACUUCAGCAGGUCGCCACCAAAGGACACUGGAUGUUCCCUGCAGUAUUCUCAAAUCAGACCCAGUGGAAUCAAUCAUUUUUCCCCUGUCCAUCCUACUGAGGGCAAGGACUUUUCUGACUCGGAUUCAGAUUGGGAAAAUGAGGCCAUCAUUGGCUUUAGUGGCUUUAUGUGAUGUACAGUUCAAUUGUAAAUAUCUCCACAGCAUGGCUGUAUAAAGAAACAUGUAUUAUACUGCCAAGCUUGUAUGCAGAUAUCGAGCCUAUAUUUAUUGUCAAUAAUUUUUUCCACAAAUUCUCAAUUGUAAAUUGUAAAUAAAGAUUCAUAAGUAAAAACAUAA